Trematomus bernacchii (emerald rockcod) is the source of this 2199-nucleotide messenger RNA. Its product is annotated as calcium-binding and coiled-coil domain-containing protein 1-like. The record is from RefSeq and is a predicted model, not a curated record. The coding region runs from base 115 to 1734 and encodes 539 amino acids. The transcript is spliced from 13 exons. Lineage: Eukaryota; Metazoa; Chordata; Actinopteri; Perciformes; Nototheniidae.
CGGACCAGAUAGCUCAUCACUUUCCACAGAUUGAUCCAAAGCUCUAUCCUUCAAGAGGCGACAGCAGGACAUCACAUUAACUUCUCAGCGGAAUACGCGCAGCUUCCUAUUACCAUGGAAAAACAGCCCACGGUGGUGUUUCAUAAUGUGGGGCAAGUUUACUUCCCCCAAUCCAGAGUGGAGUGCCACUACAGUCUGACCUCUGACCACCGCUGGAGCAGCUCUGACUGGAUAGGGAUUUUUGAGGUGGGCUGUACUUCAAGGAAACAAUAUCACACAUAUACGUGGGCUCUUGUCCCUGAAGGCUACACUGAAUGUACCAGCGUAAACUGCUGUGCACUUUUCCACGCUUCCUACCUGCCCCGGCCCAGUGCUGUGGAGUAUCAGUUUAUAUACGUAGAUAAGAUGGGAAAGGUGUGUGCCCGAAGUCGUCCCUUCACCUUCAGAGCUCCCAAACCGCUGGAGGAGCUGGAGACUCUGAAAGAGGAGCGAGAUGAGGAGGACGGAGAGGAAGAGGAUCUGCUACUGGUCAUCACCAAGGCUCAGCUGCUGCAGAGUCAGCUGGAUGAAAGCUUAAAAAAACAAGCAGAUAUACAUCUGGCCCUGGACGUGGCGAAAGAGGAGGCAGAGAAACAGAAAGAGGACAGCAGAAAGGCAAGGGUGGCCUGGGAGCUCGAAAGAGAAGCAAUGAAGCAGGAGAUCUCAGAGCUCAGAGCCAACAUGAAACACAACUGUGAGAUCUUGAAGAAGAUAGAAGGAAAUCACAAGAAUGUAAAAUAUAGUCAGGAAAAUCUGACAUCAGAGCUUAGUAAACUGAUGGUUGAAAAAGAUGAGAGUGAGCAGCGGAUCCAAGAGCUGGAGGAGGACAUCAAGGUCUUGAAUGACAGGGAGAAAAGGAGAAACAGUGUAACUGGAAAGGCAAGUGAGAGAGUGAAGAAAAUGUCCAGUCAAAUGAAACAUGACGAGGAAGAGAAACGGGAGUACGAGGCGGCUCUGGUGGAGGUUCGAGGCCUGCAGGAUCGUCUGGAGGCUAGUGAGCAUGUAGGUGAGGGCCUCCGCAGGGAGCUGAGGGAGCUGGGCAUCCGUCAGGGCCACACCAACACCGAGCUGCACCAGGCCCGGCUGCAGGUGGCCCAGCUCACCCUGCAGCUGUCCGAGGAGAACCUGGUGCUCAGGGAGGAGAGAGCCAACUGGACUCUAGAGAGAGAGGCGUACAAACAUGCAGCAGAGACAGAUGCAAAGAAAUUACAAGACCUGAGCUGUGAGGUGCGGAGGAAGGAGGAGUGGCUGCAGGAGGAGAGGAUGGAGAGGGAGAAAAUAGAAGUGGAGCUUGGACGAGAGAGAGAUUGCACCAGAGUGCUGCAGAGCGACUCCAAGAGAGAGCUGCAGGAGCUGAAGGCCGGUCUGAGGGCGGCCCAGAAAGAGAGGGAGGAGCAGCAGGUGGAGAAACAGGACCUGAUGAUCUACAUCCUUCAGUUGGAGCAGAGGUUGGAAGUUGAAACUGAAUCAAAGGAGGAAGUCCCCACAUCCCUCUCUCCUGGCUCUUCCUCCGAGGAUGAAGAGAAUGUGUCCUCAGCUUCCUCCCGAUCAAUCCUCUCACCUCUGUUCCUGUCCACUCCCCUGGAGCGGCCUCACAGAGCCGAGACCCCCGCUGCUGAGACCCCAGUCUCUGACACACAGCACCUUCUGCCUCUUUCUCUCUGCAGUGAGGUGGUCGGAUCCCCCAUGUGGUAACAAAAAGAUGGACGGCAACUGACUUGUAUACCAAUGAUGCAAGUUUGUGCCGGUCAUCAAAAAAACGUUUGGAUUGUUCUGAUGAUGCUUUGUAGCUGUUGGCCUUCACAAAGGAGUGUCUGUGUUUGAAGACGACACAGUUUAUAGUCUUAAGGGUGUAGAAUGUGUUUUAAUAGAAUGGCUUAUGGUUUCAUUUCUACUUAAUAAUACAAAUAAUAUAUUAUUAUAUUGCUAUAUAUUAUAUUAUUAAUAAUAAUUAAAACAAUUUAGACCCUAAUUGUCUCAAAUAAUGUCUAAAUUCUCCACUUGUUAUCCGUAGGUUUUCUAGCUUUUUUUUGUGGCUUAUUCAAAUAUGUCUGAGCAUGCUGCAACUGUUUUGAAAAAGGUGUAUUUGAUACAAUGGAUUUAUAACGUGUGUGUGUGUGUGUGUGUGUGUGUGUGUGUGUGUGUGUGUGUGUGUGUGUG